GCUGUCCACCCUAUGAAUGCAUGGAAUGUGGACUUAUGAUUUAAGAACCAUAUCGUCAGCUUUUGCCUUGUGGAUUGAUUUGUUUUCUUUUGUUACGCUGGUCUGCUCUGGUCUCGUUCAACCGUCGCACGCACGGGCUCUUGUCCUGCCCCGCCUGUCCUUUCGACAGGACCGCAAGGACUGCCUACGGGCGGGGCUGGUUGUGCAUGUGCUUUGUAUUUCACGUGAUUCACGUCUCAUGGCAUGUGCGAGUUCUCACCACAGUUUAGGGAGUUUUGCAUUUGGCACACAAGUGGUGACUUGAUUCCUUUCGAACCUGAAACUGCUCUUGUCCUUUCCAUCUCUCUCUCUCUCGCCCUUUUUAUCUGCCCUCUAGUGACCAUGUAAAUGUUGAGUGAUUUGGUUUCCCGCUGUUCAAUGUGCUCCAAGACGUAGCAACGGCAUUGUGAACAGCUUGCCAUCAUUCGGAUCAUCACUUUGGAGCCCUUGUAUUUGUCUCAUUUCGACUGAAAAUCAUGUGAGAGGCCUAUCUAAUAAUGCUGUAAAAAGUCAUCUCACAUGGCUAGCUUGUAGGUACUUACAAAAUG
Messenger RNA from Marchantia polymorpha subsp. ruderalis, 587 nucleotides. NCBI's taxonomy places the organism in Eukaryota, Viridiplantae, Streptophyta, Marchantiopsida, Marchantiales, Marchantiaceae. The record is from the annotation of a GenBank genome assembly.